UCAUUAAUUAAUUGAGAAAUUAAAAAGUUUUAUUUGUGUUAAAAAAAAGUGUUAAAAGUGUUAAAGCGUCAAGAAAUGGGCAUGUUGGAUAUGGAUAUUAUGGAUAUAAACAGAACCCUGUAAAAUAUUGGAAGAGUGGAAUGAAAAGACAACAUCUGUCAGGAAACAUGAAAAAACCACGCGGAAUUGGUUUGAAGGAGUUAAAUCCUUUAUUGACGUGUCCUUUAUGCUCUGGUUAUUUAAUCGACGCUACGAAAUUACUGGAUUGUUUGCAUACGUUUUGUAGAAGUUGCAUAGUAAAGCACUUCGAAAACAGCAAAUGUUGUCCCGUAAAGAACUGUUUGCAACCGUAUAAAGAUAAAAAACCGGAUAUGACGCUACAAACGUUGGUUUACAAAAUAGUACCGGGAUUGUAUUCGAAGGAAAUUCAACGAAGGGACGAUUUUUAUCGAAGUACGGAUGCGAGAGCGAGUAGUUCUUGCAGCGAUGAUAGUUUGUUCGGCGAAAAUAAUCACGAACAAGAAGAAUGGAUUCACAACUUGGGUCAAGAAAAUCCAUUUUUAAGCCCCGACGAUUCGAUCUCGCUGUCUUUGGAGUACUAUCAAAGGGAAUUAGAUACGACGCCGAUCGAAAACGGUACGAAAACGAACGUUUGCGGUGGUGCCAACAUAAAAAGUAUAAAAAAUAGCGGUGUUAAAUGCGAUCGAAGGUAUCUUCAGUGUCCCGCUGCGGUUCAAAUGACGCAUUUACAAAAGUUUAUCCGGAUGAAAUUUGGAUUAAAAGAUGAUCAUAAAGUCGAUAUUAUUCACAACGGAGAAGUGUUGCCAACCUUUUUUACACUAAUGGACGUUGCGUACACGUUUAAAUGGAAUCGGGUAAAACCGCUUCGCUUUUUCUACCGGAUUUUCGCCCAUGUUAAAAUCAAACCGAUUCGGAUAAUAAAUACCACGUCUUCAGCGGGCGAAAAGCACCAUCAAAUCGUGUCGAUUUCCGCCAACAAUAAAGAUGAAAGCGUGAAAGAUUUUAAAGAAUCCAAGGAAUUGAAAGGAAAUAAAGAGGAAACGAUAAAGGAUUGCCGAUUGGUUUUGAGUAGUUUGGAGGACGAACAGCGUAACAAAGAUAAAGAGAGAUUAAUGAACGAGUUAAAGCUUCAAGUUCGGAAGAAAACCGCAGUCGAACACGUGGAUUUAUUUCGUUACGGUGAGGAUAACAAUAAGGAGAAGUUCGCUGAGAAUCGCGAUCGCGAAUGGGAGUCGUUAAAAACGCCGGACGAGGAGUACAAAAUCAGCAAGAAGAGGAAGAAAAAUAAACAUUCGAAAGACGAACAUAAAAAAAGAAAGUUACACGCUGAGAUAACCAGCGAGGAAAGUUUAAAAUUAAAGGUUAAAAUCACACCGCAUAAUGGACAUAAACACAAACAUCAUAAAAGCGUCGAUUUUGAUCAAGACGUUGUUAAUUCCAAAGAAAAAGUUAGCCAAUUGAGGCAAAUUAGGCACAAAAGCUCGGAACCUAAAUCAUCUGAUGUUAAGGAUUUCGUGCAAAAUAAAAAUCUUCAAUACCCGCCUGGUUUUACAGUUAGCAGGGUUGAGUCGGGUGGGGUUAAACGAAAACUCGACGAGGAAUGUGUGGAAAAAGAACUGAAAAAGCCUAGCUUGGAGAUAACUUUAAUUAGAAAUCCUUCUAUGUCGAACCAAAAUAAUCAAAAACGACCUCCCCCCGCCACUAUUCCUUUACAGAAGAUUAAAAACUCUUAUAAUUUUUCAUCUGGGGUUAGUAUUAUUCCAAAAAUACCUGAAAAAAAGAUUGAGGUUAGAAAGGAAGGUGUUAAAAAUGAAGUAUUAAAUAAGAAUGAUUAUGUUAUGAAUAAGAAUGAAGUUAGGAGUUUAAGUAAUGUUAAAAGUGAGGUUAGGAAUGUAAAGAAUGAAGUUAUUAAAAGUGAGAAAGUUGAUGAGAAGGUUGAUAAGGUUGAGAAAAAUGAGAAAAAUGAUAAGAAUGAUAAAAAUGAUAAGAAUGAAACGUUUCCUUUAGAUUUAUCGAAACCAAAUAAUAAUGGAUUAACUUCAAGUGGAACUCAAUUGUCGAAUUUAUCAAAUUUGCAAAUGUUAUCGAAGGUGGCUUCGGAACAUGCUCAAAAUUUGAAUAAAAAUAAACAAAUUCCUAAUUUGCAAAGCAUCAGGUUACCUUUUCAUCAUCACCAAAACACCGAGAAGAUCGCAAAAUCAAUGCCGAAAUUAAACGAAAUCAACAAAAACGAUUUCCUACAAAAUCGAAUGCUAAAUAAUUCCCGGAUAAAUCGUCCGAAUCAGAAUCAGUGCAUAAGAAACAUCCCGAACCCGAGUUUAUUGGUGCGACAACAAAAUCAAAAUCGUUUAAAUUGUUUAAAACAACAAAAUAAUCACGAAAAUGAUUCAAAAGAAAAAACGCCUCCCGAAAAAAGUGAGGUUAAAAUCGUACAAAAACAACAACAAGUUGAGUCGAACCAAAAAAAUCAAAUUACCUUGAUAACGAAAACUCCCCAAAACAAUAACCAACAAAAAAAUCAAUUAAUACAAAAAAAUCAAUUAACACAAAAAAAUAAUCAAGUUCAAAAAAGUCAAAACGCACAAAUUGACGUAAAAGUAUCGGUGACAGCACCCGCUGCCAACGGUAAAAAAGAAAUCCACCAAAACUCGAAUGACAAGGAGAAAAAGGAUGAUAAAAAUGAAAUUGAUGAAGUUGAUACAAAAAAGGAAGUUGGUACGAGUGAUAUAAAUAAAAAGGAUUCGUCGUAAAAUUUGUUUUAAUCAUCAAAGAUGAUUUGAUUUUAUUU
Messenger RNA from Onthophagus taurus, 2809 nucleotides. The record is from RefSeq and is a predicted model, not a curated record. NCBI's taxonomy places the organism in Eukaryota, Metazoa, Arthropoda, Insecta, Coleoptera, Scarabaeidae.